Molecule: messenger RNA, 1608 nt
Organism: Aureobasidium melanogenum CBS 110374
Lineage: Eukaryota; Fungi; Ascomycota; Dothideomycetes; Dothideales; Saccotheciaceae
Exons: 3
Coding region: 1-1608 (535 amino acids)
Source: RefSeq, a predicted model, not a curated record
AUGCAGCUUCUUUCCUUAAUCACUGCAGCUUUGCUGUCGACACUCACUAUUGCAUCUCCCCUAUCCAACGCCGAUCGAGAAAGCGUGAAUGUCAUCCCUAGAGCAUCAGCUUGCGUUGUAUCUCAUCUAGAAAUCUUUAACGAGGACAUCAAGUAUGGCCUCCCGUUCUGCCAAUACUAUGUGGCAACUCCUCGAACCCAGAGCCCGAUUCCCGGCCUGAACACACAACAAGUCUACGAUGUUUGCCAAUGCAUCAUCGAUGGUCACUUCCAGCCUGCAGCACGAAUUGGCGCUGACUGGACACCAAUCUCGACAUUCAAGGUCGCUACUAGAACUAUUGUUCAAUAUUCCACCGUCACGGUUGCAAGAUCGACGGUCGCUCUGACUACAGUCCGAUCUGUACCCAUCCUGACCACUGGUGUUUCAACGAUCACCGAGAAGCACACUAUCUUUAGCACGGUGACGGCCAAGGCUUCAAAUGCUGCCGAGUCUACCAAGACCAUUGCCAGAACGACCGUGACUCAGAAAGUCACCAUUGCAAAGACCACAAUCACUGCAAAGGCCUCAGGAUCGAGCAGUCCUAGUGGAAAAUCUGUCGUGACCAUAGCCAAGACUACGAUUACUCUCAAGCCUACGGCCACCUUGACGGUUGCUAAAACGACCAUCACAGCGAACAACCAGACCCCCAGACCAACCACUGUGUUCAAAACCACGACUUUGAGCGCAGUUGGAUCUUCCCAGAAGACCGUCACCAGCGUGAAGACGGUCGACUCUCCUCAGAAAACCAUCACUGUCGCUCAAACUACCGUGACUGUUCGAGCUUCAAGCACCGUCAGAGCAUCGAGUGAAGCGCAGAUCGUAUCGAUCAGAACUGUGACCAGUGUGAAGACGGUUGGCGCUCAGGCUACUGCCACUCGCGUGGUCACAGUCUACACUUCGGCUUCUGCGUCUAAAGCAGGCUCGAGUUCAGGUGCUUCAACUCAAACCUCACACGCCUCCAAUGGUGUCACCGCUUCCUCGACCUCCACUGAAACUGCCUCGACCUGUUCUCGUGCUCCGUCCAACACACCAUCUGCCACCAUCACUGUGGCUGACACUGAAUAUACACGUUUCUACCGAGGUUGUGGCUACACCGAAAACCCCAACAACCCUGGAAAUGCCUACUACUCAGAAAACUUCCCUCCUGUCACUACAAACCUCACCGGCACACUCACUGCCGAUCAAGCCGUUCAGCAAUGUGCCGAAGACGCAUACUACCGCUACGAAGAUCCAAAUGAGUAUCUCUCAUUCGAUCUGCACUUUAUCAGCACCAGCGACGAAGGCCUGGCUGGUGAAGGCGAUGGAGUUUGGCAGUGUGUCCAGUACUUCUCUGAGCAGAGUGAUACCGAUACUUCUGGCUACUUCGACGUCGCCAAUCCUGCUGUGCUCGUUGCUUAUGGAUAUUCUUCUGGUCUCUACUCUGAUGCUGCUGCAGCGGCUGCAAAGACUAACUCUAAGAGAGCUGUGGCCGAUCGUGUUGGAGUGUCGGAGAGUAGCCAGUUCUAUCCUGCUGCAAGAGGCCAGAGGCUCAAUUAUGGAUUCAGCAACUUUACGCGUGCUGGAUAUUAA